Nicotiana attenuata is the source of this 1491-nucleotide messenger RNA. RefSeq lists its product as uncharacterized. The coding region runs from base 531 to 1352 and encodes 273 amino acids. The record is from RefSeq and is a predicted model, not a curated record. The transcript has a single exon. Lineage: Eukaryota; Viridiplantae; Streptophyta; Magnoliopsida; Solanales; Solanaceae.
GAAUACACAAACUUCUAGAAAGAUAAAAUCUCAAAUCAAAUACUCUUUUCCAUCCUGCACAACUCAAUAUGCUCAACGUACAAAAACAUCAUUUUUGUACCAAUAAAUUAAAUCAUCCAAAAAAGAAAAAUUCCUCUAACGCUGAUAAAAGCUAUUUUGCACCGUUUUUGUAACAAAAACAUUUUAGUAUAGAUAUAACUUCGUCAUAAAGCUAUCCCACCACCCUACGCCACCCCUCUGUCACCACCCCUCAUCUUCAACAUUUUUAUCCGAAACUCCAUUACCACUUUUCUCCCACUAUCUCUAUAUUCAUCAUUCAAAAUUUUAUUUUGAUCUUCACAAUUUUUAAUUUUCCUAUCAACAAUUUCUAUCAUAUAUUUAUAUCAUUUCCAGAAUUUAUUGCUUUUAUUCCACGCUUUUCUAUCAAUUCUCCUUAACAUACAUUGAUCUUUGGAUCAUUGGUAGAUUGUUAAGAGGUAACCCCUGAAUUUGUUGCGUGAAAAAAUCAUAAAAAGUUCUCAAAUUUUGUAAUGGAUCAUCAUCAUCAUCAUCAUCAAAGGAACAAUGAAUUUGAAUACCAAGAAAUCAACAAGGCAAAGACAUCAUCAAAAUUCAAUAGAUCAAAGACUAUACACAGCCCCAGAAAUCCAAUUGAAUUUCCUGAAAAGACCUUAUAUCUCUAUCCUUCUCUUCCUUCUAUUGAACGUAAUGGCUCUAUCAAGAAACUCCAUUGCUCACCUUUAGGCUCAAUGGUGGGAACAUCUUUUAAAGGAAAAGUGAAAAAAUUAUGUUCAAUUUUUGAUUCUCGUAAGGACAACCAUCGACCCUCAAUUCCAAAAGCACAAACCAAGCAUUCAAAGUCAUUUAAUUACAAUUCUUGUACAUUGCCUGGGACAGAAGAUCGCGUGGUAAUUUAUUUCACAAGUAUACGAGGAGUACGAAGAACAUUUGAGGAUUGUUAUACGGUGAAAAUGAUCAUAGGAAGUUAUCGCGUUAAAGCUGAUGAAAGAGAUGUUUCUAUGCAUAUCGCGUAUCGGAAGGAAUUACAGUGUGUUAUGGGAGAGAAGAAUAAUGUAACUUUGCCCCAAGUUUUUAUAAAAGGGAAAUAUAUCGGAGGAGCUGAUGUGAUUAAGCAAUUGAAUGAAAUUGGUGAAUUGCCAAAGUUAUUAAGAGGUAUUCCUUUAAGGCCAAUUGGAUAUAUUUGUGAAGGUUGUGGGGAUGUAAGGUUUUUGCCUUGCUCAAAUUGUGAUGGCAGCAGGAAAUUUUUUGAUGAAGAUGGAGGACAAGUUAGAAGGUGUCAACUUUGUAAUGAGAAUGGAUUGGUUCGAUGCUCUCUUUGUUGUUCUGUAUAAUUUGUAUGUUGUAUUUACAUUUUUUGUAUUAGCCUGUUGCCUUAUAGUUCACGAGGCAAACGCGAAUCCAGAAUUUUAAAUGAGCUGAGGUAAACUCUUUGGGUGAAGUUUAAUAAGUAUAAAUAAACUUUUGAAAUUA